Penicillium diatomitis is the source of this 603-nucleotide messenger RNA. Its product is annotated as putative isochorismatase family hydrolase. NCBI's taxonomy places the organism in Eukaryota, Fungi, Ascomycota, Eurotiomycetes, Eurotiales, Aspergillaceae. The record is from RefSeq and is a predicted model, not a curated record. The coding region runs from base 1 to 603 and encodes 200 amino acids. The transcript has a single exon.
AUGGCCACCAACGCCUCCUCCUUCCGCCAACUAGUCGGCAUACCAUCCUCCAAGGCCUCCAUCCACGACUCCACCCUCAUCAUCAUCGACGCCCAAAACGAAUACGCCUCCGGCAAACUCCAAGUCGACAACAUCACCCCGAGCCGCAAAGUCAUCGCCGACCUCCUCACCCGCUACCGCCAGAGCAACAGCCGGGGCAAGAACAUCGUGCACGUUGUCCACGAGGUCCCGGCCGGCGCACCGGUGUUCACGCCCGAGACGCCCCUCGCCGCGGAAUUCGACGAGCUGAAGCCACAGUCCGGGGAGAAGGUGGUGAAGAAGUCGUUCCCGAGCUCGUUUGCGCAGACCGAUCUGCACGAGUAUCUGACGGGAUUGGGCGAGGUCGGGAAGAAGAUUGUGUUGGUGGGGUAUAUGGCGCAUGUCUGUGUGUCGACGACGGCAAGGGCAGGGGAUGAGUUGGGGUAUGAUGUCGUGGUUGUGGCGGAUGGGAUCGGCGAUCGUCAUAUUCCGGGGGUGCAGGCGGAGAGUUUGGUGUCGGUGGUGUUGUCCGAGUUGGCCGAUGCGUUUGCGACGGUCCUUCGUGCGGCGGAAAUUGUCGAGUGA